AUGAAGCGUAUUCAGGUGAAGAGAAGAAUGAGAGACACAGGAGAGUGGUGAGUAGGCUUGAAUUAAGCACAUCUCCUGUUAGCUUGUCAACAGGAACGGCGAUGCAUAUGUAAGAAUUUCACCUUUUAAAGCAGAUUGUGUGUGUGUGCACAUGUGGGAGUGUCACCCCGGAGCUUUUUGUGCGGCCUGAGUGGAGGAAGCUGACAGGCUCUGGGGCAGCUCGUCCAGAGGUUAGAGGGGUUAUUGCUUUGUCAUCCAUUUUAAAUCAGCCUCCAGACACACACUGGAGGAGCCAUUACAGCUCAGAAAGUUUGCUGAUGCGCCUGCAGCUGCAGAAGUAACAGAGCUCAAGGCCGGGCGCUGCCUGCCUGCCUGCCUGCCGGGGUUCACUUAGUGGAGUCUGCUGCUCAGCUGGUCCUGUCUGCAUCUCGGUCUGAGGAAUGUUCCCUUUCAGUGGGAGAGUCGGCUUUGACACAGUGAGAUAAACACUGCACAGGGUACAUAUUGUAUCUGCGGCCUUUUUUAUGUACAACCUUUAAUGCCAACCUUACUUGAUGUCUCAUUUGUUAUUCAGCUACAAACAAGUUAAGUCUGUAAAGUGCUUCAACACUUUUGCCUUUACAUCUGUUUUUACAGUGAUACACAAUCGGGUGGAUUUAUGCUGCUGCUACAGAUUUUAAUUCAGCACAAUCAUACAGUCCUGCAUGUUUACUACCUUUGAAAUACAUGUAUGAGGAGUAAUUUAAACUAUAAACAAAUAUUUUUACUGAGGGUGUCCCGAUAUAACUUUUUUUUUUUACUUCUGAUACAAUACCAACAUUGUAGCCUUCAGUAUGUGCCGAUACUGACAUUAGCACAAACAAAAAUUCUGCUACACGGCCGAUAUCACUCCCACUCCUUGCUACUUUGUUAGUACUUUAGUACACACUGUUGUUGUAAUUACAUGGGCUCUGCAUGCUAGAUCCUGGCGCUGCUAGAUAGAGGUGCCGGAGCGGAGUCUGGAAUGGACUGCUUGUAUCGGAGUGCUAAUAUCAGAGAUUUUAGAUGCAGGCCGAUAUAAUCCGAUAUUAGAUUUUUUGCUGAUAUCGGACCAAUAUCCUAUAUCAACAUCGUACUGGGACACCCCUACUGUUUACAAUUUAAAUUAAUUAAUUAUAAAGGGUAAAGGUAAGAUCUUCUGUCUCCUUCCAUAAAACUUUCCACAACAGGUCAAAACUGUUUUCUACACUGGAAGUUUGGAUCUGGUUGUUAAGCAGACUGAGUCUCAGAUGCUCCAGACUAAUAAAGUCUUAAGUUCUACCUCCAACACUGAAUGUGUGAUACAUACAAAAGCUGACCACAAACAGAGAUUCAGCCAUAGGAAAAGAAAAAAAAACAGCCGAUCUUGACCUUUGCUGGCCUCAUCCUCCUCCUCAUUUUCGAAAGUUUCAUGAGUGCUGUUUUAUUAAUUCUUCUACAACUAGUUUCUCUGCUGUGUCUGACCUGUUCCCUCUACAGGCCCGGAGGAAGAAAAUGUCUCAGGAAAAGGCAAGGGGCGAGAGUCAGACCGUUCUCUGCUCCAGGAAACACGCCAGGUUGGAUUUUAAAGCGGCUCUCUUGGCUCAUAUCCAAAUGUUAACCCCCCCCCCGUCUACCACCCAUAAACACACACACACACACAUACACAGACACAAACACACACUUACGCCAUUAAAUUCCUCUCACCAAUGAUGCCAAGACUGCUUUCCGCUAUUCCCUUCCUCUCCCCUCAAACAACCCAAACAAUGUGUUUUUACUUUCAAUGACUCCCCAAACUGGUCUAAUGUGACUCCAACUUCUGCAUCUGAAAAGACUUUCAGAUAUCACAGCCGUCUCUUUAAGUGCUGACGUCACCUCGGAUAACUCCAACCCCCCAAAGACACACAAGUGCUCACACCCAGCAAGGCGUACCAUCUUUAAGCCUUUCUAAUCCUUGAUCUGAGACAAAGGAGGGGGCUGUGUGUACACAGACACACACACCUGUCCCCCUCCUGCAGAUGUGAGGCUGUCUAUUGAUAAGCGCAGCCUAAGAUCAUUACAGACACUGUCAUGUGAAGGUAAAGAGGGAUUAUUUUGCUCGCCACUCAGAGCGUCCACUCAACUCACAUCAGAGGACUUAAGGUUUCCUCUUUUGUCUUUAUCGCUCUUUCUCUUACGAUCUCUUCAGCUCACUUUUGCUCCUUUUUCCUUUCACUCCGGUCUCCAUGGGGAUUUGAGUAGAGAGAGAGAGAGAGAGAGAGAGAGAGAGAGAGAAAGAGGGAGAGAAGAGGAAGGGAGGUGUGAGCCAGUCAACAAGUUAAAGGUUUUUUUCUUGGUAUCAAGAGAUAAAGGAAGUACGCGUGAGCUGCAUUCGCAAAGCCUUGACAGGCACAGUGACCAAGUGACCUUGAGGGGGCUCAUUCAUAAAGCCUGCCUACUCAGCUGGGGGUGGAAAAACCAAACAUCUAAACAUGAUAAGAUCUAGCAGGGAGGGGGGGGGGGGGGGUCAGAAAGAAAGGAAUAAACGAAUUAUGCCAGAUAAAGCCUUGUUCCUAUUGCACUCUGGAGGGUUGCUACCGCGGCUGAGUAAAAGGGGGAGAGAGGAAGAGAAAGCUUUCAAAGGCCCUCCGGAGAGAAAGAGAGGGAACAAGGCGAGCUGAGUCACACACUUCAACUGGUCACUUAAGGUAUUCACAACUCUCUGACAAAUAUUAAUGUAUUUAUAAAGCUUUUAUGACAGCAGUCGGGAAUUAUUGUCUAACUUUUCAAUGAUGUCAAACACCUACAUAUGGGUUCCCAGCAUGCAACGACAGCUGUGGUGGAGGGCAGUAGCAGCAGACUGCUCCUGGCUCCUGUCCCACAAUCCACUCUGAUGUUUAGGUUUUCAAGUGAGCCUCUUGCCUCAGUCGCAACAACCCACGGUGGAUGCUAAAUCAAACUCUUGGCACCAUCAGGGCAGCGUGAUAAUGAAGGAGCGGAAUUAAAUAAGAAGGAUUUGGAGAUAAAUGACACAGAGAGGCCGAUUUAAACACAAUCUGACAGUCCAGACUGGUAAAUAUUGCGCUAUUUGAAUAAGUCGACUACUAUUUCUUUGCUGCCUUUUGAACCCUAUCCCUUCAUCUUCCCAUUAAACGCUCUGUCAGGCUGUCUGUUUGCCGGGCGGCUCUACACAAUGACGUGUUUACCUCCAGUCAGAUUCCCAUUAAGAUCCCAGGAGAAGCACCGGGAGGUGAGAGUAUGUCUGUGUCUACAACUCAAACGGAGCCUUCUUACUGUAAUUUUUGUGAUAAUUGCAUGUGUCCCUAAAUGAUUCGCUAAAUAAACAUCGGAAUAAGGAAGUUAAGCUUGAUUUGUGUCUCCCGCCAUCUUCCUCGCAUAUCAACAGCGAGUAGAUUUAGCAGGGUAAAGCAAUAAGCAGCCUGUUUCUUUAUGUGUCAUGAAGAAGAUGUGGAUUAUUCACCGAGUCUUAAUUAAAACCAACAAUAUGACAAUGACUCAGCACAAGGUUCGAUGAUACCAUCAUUCUAGGACACUGAAAGGAUGCUGUUCACUUUAUGAACUCAGUAUUUUGUGUGAGCGAAAGUUAUCUCUCCUUUCCCCCUCAGUCAAUAUGUGAGCGCACUGCCCUCAGCGCGGAGAAUAUUGUCUAUCCCAUCUCAUAA
Xyrichtys novacula (pearly razorfish) is the source of this 3659-nucleotide messenger RNA. NCBI's taxonomy places the organism in Eukaryota, Metazoa, Chordata, Actinopteri, Labriformes, Labridae. The record is from the annotation of a GenBank genome assembly.